UCAAAAAUCAUAUUAAUGCUUAGUGUGGGGUUGGCUACACUAAACAACUAGACACGUUCACCUUUUUUAGAUUGCGAUUUCCUCUUUUCCGACUACCCUCAAACGCAGCAUAGCGUUUGUUUUCAUCGACUCUCGUUCUCUUCCCCGUGAAAACCAUGACUUUUAUUCUCCUUACUUCUUUUCUGUCGUUCCUGCUUUGUUCCACCUCAGCUUCUCCGCCGAAUUUCGUCCUCCUGUUCGCAGAUGAUUUGGGUUUCGGUGACCUGGGCUGUUUCGGACACCCAAGUUCCCUCACUCCGAACCUGGACCGCCUGGCAGCAGAUGGACUCCGCUUCACAGAUUUCUACUGCACCAGCCCGGUGUGCAGUCCGUCCAGGGCGUCGCUGCUGACAGGUCGCUACCAGACCCGCUCAGGUGUCUUCCCAGGUGUGCUGUACCCAGGCUCCAUCGGAGGUCUCCCUCUGAACGAGACCACCAUUGCGGAGGUGUUGAAGCCUCUGGGCUAUGCUACCGCCGCCAUGGGGAAGUGGCAUUUGGGACUUGGAGCCAACGGGACGUUUCUUCCAACCAGACAGGGAUUCGACCAAUACCUGGGGAUCCCUUACUCCCACGACAUGGGGCCCUGCCACAACCUGACUUGUUUCCCACCAGACGUCAAGUGUUUUGGGUUUUGUGACCUUGGCACGGUGACUGUGCCACUAAUGCACAAUGAGGUCAUCAAGCAGCAACCUGUUGAUUUCCUGGACCUGGAAAGAGCUUACAGCGACUUUGCUACCAAUUUCAUAAUCUCAUCAGCGAGUAAAAAACAGCCUUUCUUCCUCUACUACCCUUCCCAUCACACCCACUACCCACAGUAUGCAGGUCCGGGGGCGGCCGGUCGCUCUUUGAGAGGACCGUUUGGAGAUGCUCUGAUGGAGGUGGACAACACAAUAGGAAGCCUGAUGGCAACCCUGGAAAAGACAGGAGUCAUCAACAACACUCUUGUCUUCUUCACAGCCGACAACGGACCUGAGCUGAUGCGCAGAGCCCGUGGAGGCAGCGCCGGCCUCCUGAAAUGCGGUAAAGGUACUACGUAUGAAGGGGGCAUGAGAGAACCAGCCAUUGCGUACUGGCAAGGAACCAUCAAACCAGGUGUGACUCACGAGAUGGCCAGCACUCUGGACGUUCUUCCCACAUUUGCAGCUCUGGCCGGAGCCAAGCUUCCACCUGUGCUGCUGGAUGGUGUCGAUAUGAUGGACAUCCUGUUCAACCAAGGAAAGAGUAAAAGGGAGGCGAUGAUGUUCUACCCAAUAGAUCCCACUGAGAAGUAUGGACUCUUUGCUAUCCGCUUGGGAAAAUACAAGGCUCACUUUUACACACAAGGUGCUGCUCACAGCAGCUCCACCCCAGACCCAGACUGCCCAGGGACUGCCUCCUUCAAGCCUCACGACCCCCCUCUUAUUUUCGACUUGGAGGAUGACCCCUCGGAGAAUUACCCACUCUCGCUGAAGGACCAGCCGCAUGUCCAAGCCGUGCUGGAGGAGAUCUUGAAAGUGAAGGCAGACUUUGAAGCCACCAUGGUGUUCGGUGAGAGCCAGGUAUCGAAGGGAACGGAUCCGGCUCUGGAGCCGUGCUGCAACCCCGAGUGCAGCCCCAAACCCAGCUGCUGCCACUGCUGAAGGGACAGACGGUGAAUCUCCGAAUGUGCUGCUGAACUCACCUUUUAAAGUCCCACUCCAGCCAUAAUUUUUUAUAUCCUAAAAUGAUUUUUUAAAUUAUGAUUAUGAAGUUUAUAGCCAAAAAUCAAAAAGAAUUUGCUGUUUUUUAAGACACAUUUUAUCCACAGUAGCUCAUUGGAAAUACAAUUCUGGAUUGUUUGCACAGUGCAAACUGUGUUAUUAAGUCUGAGCAUUUUCAAGCACCCGGUUUUCUGAUUCAACACAAUUUGAAAUGAGAAAUACUCAGAAAUGCAGUUUUAAUUCUUUUAUAUAGGUCCUCUACUAUUAAAAAAAUACUACAAAAACAAGUUAAAACACAAAAAAGACUAUUUUCAUUGGAGUGGGUCUUUAAAUGUCCUAAUAAGGUAAAGCAAUGGUGAAAUCACUUGCUUCUGAACAAUUGAUUUUUCUUUUGCGCUGAAAAAAAAAUAACAGACAAUCACUUUUUUCUGCAAGGAUGUUCUCCUAAUGUUGAUUGCACUUUUUUUACUCCAAAUGUACUGUACCUUUUCUAACUUUUUACUACUUGAAAACAAUUAUCUAAACUUGUACUGUGACUUGCACUCGAAAAAGAAAAUAAGAAAUAAUGCAUUAAUGUUUACAAAUGAUUUAACAAGCAGAACAAUAAAGACGACAACAAAUGUUUCGGACA
Oryzias melastigma (Indian medaka) is the source of this 2349-nucleotide messenger RNA. RefSeq names its product arylsulfatase A (gene arsa). The record is from RefSeq and is a predicted model, not a curated record. Gene Ontology annotation, molecular function: arylsulfatase activity. NCBI's taxonomy places the organism in Eukaryota, Metazoa, Chordata, Actinopteri, Beloniformes, Adrianichthyidae. The transcript is spliced from 8 exons. Bases 156 to 1658 code for a protein of 500 amino acids.